GCUUGUUGUGCGCGCUGCGGAGCUGUUACCCUCCCGCUGCCCAGGCCCUGCCGGAGCCGCCGCCAGAAAUACAUCAGGGUGUCUCCAGUUUUUUUGAUCUUUGCAGCUACAUGACCUUGGCACCUAGAAACGUCAGACUGCUGACCUCAUACGUUCACAUCCCUAUGGGUUCUUGUGUCAUCGAAUAUAUUUUAUAGAAUGUCUAAUGGUUAUGAAGAUCACAUGGCUGAAGAUUGCAGGGAUGAUAUUGGUAGAACAAAUUUAAUCGUGAACUACCUCCCUCAAAACAUGACACAGGAUGAGUUACGGAGUCUAUUUAGCAGUAUUGGCGAAGUUGAAUCUGCUAAACUUAUUCGGGACAAAGUUGCAGGACACAGCUUAGGCUAUGGCUUUGUGAACUAUGUGAGUGCUAAAGAUGCUGAAAGAGCAAUAAACACACUGAAUGGCCUGAGACUUCAGUCAAAAACAAUCAAGGUGUCGUACGCUCGUCCCAGUUCUGAAGUUAUCAAAGAUGCUAACUUGUACAUUAGUGGACUACCAAGGACAAUGACACAAAAAGACGUAGAAGACAUGUUUUCACGUUUUGGCCGCAUCAUCAACUCACGUGUACUCGUGGAUCAAACUACAGGUUUGUCCAGAGGAGUCGCUUUUAUCCGGUUUGACAAAAGGUCAGAAGCAGAAGAGGCAAUUACAAGUUUCAAUGGUCACAAACCCCCAGGUUCCUCUGAACCCAUUACUGUGAAGUUUGCAGCCAAUCCUAACCAGAACAAAAAUGUGGCACUGUUAUCACAGCUGUAUCAUUCACCAGCUAGACGAUUUGGAGGGCCAGUUCAUCACCAGGCGCAAAGAUUCAGGUUCUCUCCUAUGGGUGUAGAUCACAUGAGUGGGCUUUCUGGUGUAAAUGUUCCAGGGAACGCAUCUUCUGGCUGGUGUAUCUUCAUCUACAACCUUGGUCAAGAUGCUGAUGAGGGAAUCCUCUGGCAGAUGUUUGGCCCCUUUGGUGCGGUUACCAAUGUGAAAGUUAUUCGCGAUUUCAACACCAACAAGUGCAAAGGGUUUGGUUUUGUGACCAUGACAAACUAUGAAGAAGCUGCGAUGGCCAUAGCAAGUCUUAAUGGCUACCGCCUGGGGGACAAAAUCUUACAGGUUUCCUUCAAAACCAACAAGUCCCACAAAUAACUUGCUCGUGCUUUUUGUAUGGAAUAGAUAAUGGAGUGACCGAAGUUAAAACAUUUUUGUUAGUGUAAAACUCAUUUUGCGCCAAUUUUCACAAGUGUUUGUCUUAGUCUAAAUGAGAAGUGAAAAAGGUUUUUAUACUCUGGGAUGCAACUGACAUGUUCAAAUGUUUGAAAUCCCACAAUGUUAGACCAAUUUUAAGUUCCUUAAGUUAUUUCAUUAAAACUAUAUAUUAAAAAAAAAGUAAAAUCUUAAGUAGAUUGCAUUAACUAGACCCUCUGGAUGGUGGUAAAAUUGAAGCAUGCUUUCACUUAUGAGACUAACAUUUGUUCUAUUGAAUGUUGUCUGCAAAAACUGGAACUCUUUUUUGUUUUAAAUUUUUUUUUUUUUUAAUUUUAAACUAUCAAGCGGAUGCUGUUAGUAUGGUCCUCCCCUCAGUCCCCAAUAGCCUGAUAAAAAAGUUGAGAAAUACUGAUGUUGGCAGUACAUUGCUUUUUAAAGUAAUUUUCAUUGCUACAUCUAGUUGAGGAUUAGACUUCAUAACAUGAAGGUCUUGUAAGUAGUAGCAUGCCAGCAUAACUUUUAACACCAUUGAUGAGGUAAGUUGCACACUGAACAGUGGCCAAGUUGUCAAAUUAAAAGGUUUUACAAAAAAUUUUAAGCCCAGUUUUUCAUAGGAAUGGACCAAAGAGUUUCAGAGAAACUCGGAAGAUUUCAGAGUCAAAACGAAACUCCAAAAACAGUGUGAAUAUAUGUUUCUACUUCAUCAAACUGAAUCUCUUCUGUCCAAAUAUUUAAUGCAUGAUGCACUACUUACUGGUACAUUGUAAUGCAGCAAGAUAAUUAUUCAGUUUCAAAGAUCAUUAUAGUUUGAAUUCCUAAGGGUAGUUCCAUUUUGUAAAAACAGUUAUAAACAUUUGAGCAUUGUAUUUCUCGCAUCCCUUCUAACGAGUGCUAGAUUUUUCUAUUUUAAUAGGAUUUUGUUUUGACAACUAGCUUUACUUAUUGAACACUCAGCAGAAAAGUACUUACUUCAUACAAGUUAGAUAUUAACAAAAAACUGAUUGUAGAUUUAAAGAUUAAUCCCCCAAGUUUUCUGCAGAUUGCCUUGAAACUUUGAGUUGUUCUGUUUCUGUUAAUUUUCUUUUGCUUUUUUGUGUUUUUUGUUUGUUUGUUUUUACUUUUGCAUUUAAGACCAUUAAAUUUGAUUUUGUUUUGCUCGAAUUUUGUUUUGUUUUUUAUUUUAUAUUAUUUUUUUUGCCAAGUAUUGCACAAAGUGUCCAAUAUUAAAAGAAUUUUGCUUUAAAGUACUAUAGGUCUUCAUUAAAAUUAAAAUCCAUUAAUCUGUCCUUUUGACAGAUCAGUAGGGGAAAAUAUUUGUGUGAAAACAAAAGCAUUACAAUAAAUCUGUCGCAUAGAAAGUAUGUGCCAGAUACUCAGUUAAACACAUAUAUGUUGCUUUGUAGACAGACUGAACAAUAUUUCUUUUAUCAAAAAUGUGCUAUGUAAGGUAUGUAGGUACAUAGCUAGUGUGUGUGAGCAGGGACUUCACCUGACAAACUAUUGCAAGAAUCUUAUCUGUGUUCUGUCACCAGAGUUCAGAGAAAAUGCAGAAAUUGGGACAACUUGUCAGCAAUUAUCUUUUGAGUGAACCUGUGCCAAUCCCCAAGAACUAAUGAGUAGUCACUUCAGAUUCUGGAGGCAGUCCCAUGCAGAAUUGUUUUUGUUUGUAUGGUGCUCAAACAUAGGAUCUUAAAGAUCCUAUCUGCAUCACAACUAUGAUUUCUCUUUUUUCAGCAUCAGGACCUCCAGUCCUGUGCUGCUGCUGGAAUUUUGUGCUCUCCUUUCCGGGUACUUCAUUGUUUGGCUCUUUCUUGCUCUUCAGUCAGUUGCUGGCCUUUCCUUUAAUCUGCAGCAUGCACUUUUUGCUGUCAGCAGCCAGUCAUUUACUGCUCUAAUGGUUGGCUCUUUUGUGGUUGUACAUAGCCUCUCUCUGCUGGCUCCAGAAGAGCCCAGCAAGAGCAGAGCUCUUUUUUCCAAGGUCUCUAGCAAUGUUGAGUGAGAUGGCUUGGCUCUAGUGCAGUAUAUUAAAGUUCUUUCUGCUGCCUAAUGUGUGCUGCCUUUCCUUUGUUGCCAUUCCCAUUUACUCCAUGCCCCAAGCCUUUGAGAAGCACAGUCCGCAUCAGACAGUUGUAGGAUAAUGUCCUUCAAAACCAGCAGCUGCCACCAGGUAAAAGGUAGACAGUGGGCCCCCUCUAUGAGCUCCUCCUUGGACGGGCUGCUAUUUCCAGUGCUUCCUUUCCAUCACUCAUGUUUCCUGCCAAUGAGUCGUUCUUUUCGUGUAUCCUGUGGCUAGAUACUAGUUUUGGGGGGUUCAGCAGCUAUAUCAGGGUUGCUUUACCCAUAUCUCCAUGUUAGAGCUGGGGUUCUUAUUAUUUAAAUAAAUUCCUCUCACUGUGUCCCAUCAACUCUUUUACCAGCCCUAGACUCCUCCACGAGAGUGCAUCUUUAAAGAUCCAAGAACCUUCCUUGUAGUUCCCUCCAUCUCAUGGCUCAUUAAGAAACAUUUUAGUGGGAGCAGGGCUGCUGCUGUAAAGGGCAUGGUAGAUAGUUGCACAGACCAGUCUUUAAAAUGAGAUUAUGAUGCCUUUGUGGUAUUAAACCAUUAAAACGGCUCUCGCCCAUGCAGCCACAUCAAAAGCUUCACUGUUGUGAGCUUGCCAAACCUUGCUCUUAAGGCAGAGUAAUGACAACUCUUAGUGAUAUCCUCAGAGACUUUGACAUUGCUCUCCUUUGUUGGCUGCUUCGUGCAACAUUACAGAUUUUUUUUUUUAAACCCUUCCAAUACACCUCUGCUCAGUAAGAUUGAGACACAACAUCCUGGUUUCACACUUGGGGAUACAGAUUCUGUUUCUAGAACCCAUCUGAUCCAAGUUUCCUUUAGCAAUUUUGGAGGGAACCCUUAAUCUGUCAACGAGGCCAUUCACCUGAGCAAACUACCAUUCACCUAGGCAGGAGAAAAUCAGGAGGAGGUACGUUCAUUUAAUUCCUCAGGGGAUAAUGCCAGACAGAUAAAGCUACAAAUCUCCCUUUCAGUCCUCCAGGUCUAGGGGCCACUUUAUAUCUGGCCAGAGAGUGUGCUCAAAGUCCUUUUUUGUCACUGUCCCUAACAACUCCAAUCUGACUCCCCAGGUGGAGAGAAAUUGGGGCAUGUGUUCACAUUACUUAUUGAUGACUAACCGGAAGGUUAGUUCUGACCCAUACCAGACCUGCUUUCUCUCAAUCCCUCUGUUUCCAUCCUGCAGUCUUUACACUCUCAAUUCUAAUAAGAUAAAUCAAUGAUUUCUUCUGCCUGGUGGUUUAGAAGUGUGCCUGCCUUGAUGUGCCUAGUCAUCCGGCAUACCACACAUUUCCAUUUCUACCUGGACUGUCACCACUUCCAGCACUGUAGUUGUACUUUUUGGCCUCUUAACCCUCAGGGAGUGUACAGAAAUCAUAACCAUCAUCAUACCCAUCCCCAGUACUACAUAUAAGAAUUCUUUUGGCCUUUGUUCUGUCUGAGAUAGUUGGAAAGACUCCCUGAGCUCCUUAAUUUACUUUCUCUCCAGAUCCAGACAUCACUCCAGCGAUUGUUGCAUAAGAAAUCCCUAUUGAAGGGCAAUUUGCUAUUAGAGUUAUCUGUUUCCAGGAUAAUUCUGUCACCACAAUUACAAGGUUUCAAAGGAUGGAAUGUGCACUUGGGUCACAGACUGUGUCAAGGGUUCUGGUCCAGAGAAGUUAAGAAUCUAAACUUCAUGCAAUGAAGGACAAUAGGUCUGGAGGGCACAGGGUUUUCUUCAUUACGUACCAGCCAUUCUAAUUGAAUGAGAAAACAGAAUCUUUGCAGUUUAUAUAAUCUCCAAAAAUGAGCCCAUUUUUAAUUCAUAUCCACUUACGUUCAAGGCAACCUGCAUACUCCAAGGGACUGGCAAGUGAGAACAUCAAUAGAAGAAAUCAGUGAUACGACAGACAUUUUUUAUGUGAGUCUGCCCACAAGUGGAUCUGUUUGCUUCAUUUAAUAAUAUUCAGCUACCUCCAUUCUUCCCCAAACACAGAGGUUCCUGGGUUUUGGAAGGUGGAUUCCUUUUCCUGUUGAUCAAGCACAUAGUUGUUUGCCUUUGCUCCUGUAACACCCUUUUGACUGUUUGGAGACUGUGACAAGGAUGAUACUUGAGAACUUUGGGUACUCAUCUCAGCUGAUAGAAAUUGUACAGAGGGCAUGGAAAAACUACCCUCAGAAUUGGAUGUCUGGUCUUACUGUUUGCAUUAAUGUUCUUCCAUAGAUGUGUACGCUUCUCUUCAUGCCACUCUGUCAUUCAUCCUGGAAUGUAGGUUGGAUGGGAACCUUUGCCAGUCUGGAAUCAUUUCUUCUGUUUACCUGUUCUUUGUUUUUUGUUAAUCUUUCCAAGCAUUUCCUGGGGCUGUUGCUCCAAUCAGGCUCUUACAGUACCAAAGUUUGGAUACUAACCACAUUGUCUGCAUAGGACUGCUUCCAGAAUUUGAUAUGGGCAUGGCUACCUGGCAGUUCUUGCAUGACUGAUGGAGUUUCACUCUUAAGAUGAGACAAUUUUAUAGGUAAGGCAAAACUAUCCUAAUUAUAACCAUGGAAUGACUUCUAAAACUCCAUUAAAAUGUUCUGGGCGUUAGCUGUUGUUGUUAAGACAUUUUUUUAAAGUAUUAGAUUAUAUAUUUUAAUCUGGUAAAAUUCAAUGUUUUCAAAAGAAUUCAAAUGAAUUGAAAAAGUAUUCAGAAACUGGCUUUUUCCAGUCCAUUUUACUUAUAUUAAUAUAAGUAAUAUUUCUUAAAUCCUCCAACAAUCCAUUUUUUGUUUGCUUCACAAGAUCCCAUUGUGGAUGGAAUUCACCCUUGUGUAGAAGGGUUAACAACAAGGCUCGUGUGCCACUUUAGCCUUCAGUAUAGGCUUGUGUUGGUCAUUAGCACAGGGGGAAUUUCACUUUAAAAGCAAAAAAUAAAUACAUAAAAUUAUAAUGCUGCUAUGUGCUUUUGUACAAGAUGCAAAGAUAAAUACAACUCUUUCACAUGAGUUGGCAGCAACAAAAUAAUACCGAGAAUCAUGAAAGCUAUGAACUGAGACGAAGUAAAGCAACUUCUCAUAGUGUUUUUUUGUGUGUUCCAAAUACAUUGACCCCUCGAUUCUCCUAUUUGCAAACUGUUCCCAUGCACUAAAGUGAGCAGGAGGGUAUCUUUAUUCUUGAAGCUGUUGCAUCAUAAGAUAUUUGGUUCAUUUAGGAUCCUGUGCCCCCACACUGCUAUGAGGUGUGGAGGGGGGUGGAACUGAGCCAAAACAGUCAUGCUGCCUCCUGCCCCUGAGCCUAUGGCAACCCCUCCUCUUCAGUUCUUUUGGAUUGGGACUGUGAAGGAUUUCAAGAUCAUGCUGGGGAUGGAAGGGAAAGAGUAGGAGGCAUCACUCCCCCCUCAGUGAUGUAUGUCUAAACUUUUUUUUUCUUUCCCCUUGGUUGUUUUUGGGGUUUUUUUCCAGCACAUCCGCAUCAUGAUAGUAUCAGAAAACACACUGAUAGUAUUGAGGUAUUCAAGAUCUUGGAAUAGGUUAUGAAUUUCUCACUGCAGUUACUUGUAGGUGGUCAGUAUAUGGCCAUUUACUUUAUUGCAGGUGACCAAAUGGGUUUGAAUACCUUUACUUCUAAAGGUUUGUAAGUCAGCUGUUUUUAACAUUGUUUUUAUAGGAGCAUGCAAAGUUCUAGCAAUGUUACUUUUACAAAGCAAUUCAAAGUUUUGGAAUAAGAUACUGUAGCGAGUACUAUAAGAGAGAGUUUUCAGCAAUUGAAUUAAGCCUCAACUAAAAUAUCAGUCAGUUUUUUCUAAAAAUGAAAUCCAAUCUUUGUGAAUGUUAAAUUUCAAACAUAGGUAUUUCCUAGCCUCUUUAUAGGCAGUUACAUAAUUUUAUGUUUAAUGUUCCGGUUAGGCAAUAAAAUGGAGGUUCUUCAAAAAUUUCAGAAAAGGGUCUCAGCUUCAGUAUAUGCUAAACUGGAGUGAUUCAAGUUAAAUGUGUACAGUUUAUAAUUACAUAAUAUGUACUUCUAAUUAAUUUUAUAAGGGUGUCCCCAAAUGUACUUGAUUAGUUCUAACAAAAAUUUGCUUAUUGGAAUUAGGACUUCUAAUAAUUACCUGUAAAAUGUUAUAUAGUUCGUGGAAACUUCUUUUUUUUAAAAAUGCACAACUUUUUAAUGAAAUAUUGGUGAUGUCAUGGUUUUCCAUAAUUCUCAAAAGUAAAACACAGAGCACCCUCCACAUAGGGCUUUCUGUCAUAAUACUACCUCUGAUAUAAGGUUACCGAAUUUUGACUUCCAAAAUGGGAAGUUUGUAUCAUUGUUGAGCAAGCACCUUAUUACACCAUUUCAGGUUUUUUUGGGGCUCCAAACAAUUAGUUUAAGGGAGAUGGGACCAAUUCAUGGCUACUAUGAACAGGCACACCUCUUUUUAAGUCAUUGGAGUUGCAUUAAUUUAGUCAAGGACAAGAAUUUGUCACUUAGUGUGUACCACAUUUUCUUUAAUCUCUAUAUUUGUUGGCAGAAGAGUCUUCUGCUGUGCUGAAGGCAGGUUCCUUAACAUUAUGUCUGCACUUCCUGUUAAUACUGGGAAAACCCAGCACCGUAGGAUUGAUAGAGGAAUAUAUUGAUCCAAAGGCUAAGCAUUGUGAUCUGUAGUAUAUGCUACUGGGUUUCCGCCACAUUAUGAAAAUACAUGGAUUUCAAAGAAAACACAAUGACCCCACUUCCAUUUUUAAGUUGAGGUACUUGUGUAAUGCACAGCUUAGAGUGUCCAAGGUAUAAUCGAUAGAAUUAAAAAUUGAAGUUUAACUUCUCUCUAAAUUUCUUCUCUUAGUUCUAAUCAGGUACAGCAUUAUUUUUUCUGUAUGCUUUUUUGUAUCAUUCAUAUGUAGUAAAAUAUAUUUAAUAAAAAAUUAGGUGUAUAUUUUUCCCUGUGCAUGAUAAAAACACAAUUGAUGUUAAAGCUUUUAUGAUCUCUAAAACAGAACACAAAGCAUCCAGUGAGUGGCUUUGCCUUUAAAACUUGUUGUUGCUUUGUUCAAUCUUGCUGCAAUUCUUUGAUGUAUAUCACACUUGGUAAACAAUUUACAAGGACAAUUUUAACUAGAAAUAUUUUUCUGUUGAGUGGAAUUUUCAACACUAAAUUCUUGUGUUCAUGAUGAUGGAAAUUCAGUAAUAGUGGAACAGCUACCUGAAAUCUUGAAAUAUUGCUACUGUGUUCACAUUUUAGAAACUUCAUUCUCAUAUUAAUUAUUAUUCUCUAUUUUUAAACAUUUUUAAACAACCUUUCAGUGAUAUAGCUAAACUUUUUCACUUGGUCAUUAAGAAGAAAAUGACUUGAGACAUUUGAAGCAUCAUAAGUUGGGAUAAACCUUUUAUUUGACCAGUAAGUUUGAAUAAUAAUGUACUUCUAGUCUAUUUACUGAUUUUAUUUCCCUUAACUUAUGUAACCUUUUGUUUAUAAAGUAAUCUGUUUUGUGGGACAGAAGGCUUUAUCAAUUGUUUCCCAUACUGUACAGUAUAUCGUUAAUCAUUUUGUAUAUUAGUAUGUUUUUAAGUUAUUGAUUUGUUUUAUAUCAAAUAAUUUAUUUUUCAGGUACCAUUUUUUUCAUUUUAACUUUGUUUUUACAUGGGUUUAUUUAAAAUAAAGUAUGACACUGCUUUCCAAAUGUCUAAAAUGAAGUUGAAUCCCAUUGUGUUAUUUUGAGAGUGUUUAUGUAAUUAGUUUAUUUUAGUAGUAGUUGCAGAAAUGUACAAAGUCCAACUUCUGUUUGCAUUUUGAUUCAUAUUCUUGGAAGUUCUUAGCAAUGUUUUUUAAAGAACUGAGUUUUGAUAUUCAAGAACAUUGAAUCUUUAAAGGACCUAUGAAAGAAGAAUCAAUUUUAUAGAACCCUGUGGGUGAAGUUACCAGCAUUCUGGUUUCUAAAUGGUAUUCUCAAAAUUAAUAAAAACAAAACCACAAAAAUGUUUUACUCCAUUUUCAGAAUUUUUAAAAAUACAAAGUAAAUAAUAAUCUGUAACAGGGUUUUUUGUUUUUUUACCACAUGUUCAUUAUUAUUUUUAUUAAACCCUUGUUCAAAACUUCUUCAUAAUGUUAGUAAGUGAACUGGAAUGAAAACUAAUGUAUUUUCAAAUAUAAAAUCACAAUUAAGGCUUUUAUGUAAUUUUUGCUGAAUUGUUCAAAUACUUAUCUGUUUUCUCCACAGGAAUUGGAUGAUUAUUGUACACUGUACAUUAACUUAUUGGAAUAGAGACAUUUUUCAGAAGCA
Messenger RNA from Malaclemys terrapin pileata, 9514 nucleotides. RefSeq names its product ELAV like RNA binding protein 1 (gene ELAVL1). NCBI's taxonomy places the organism in Eukaryota, Metazoa, Chordata, Testudines, Emydidae. Gene Ontology annotation, molecular function: RNA binding. Bases 199 to 1179 code for a protein of 326 amino acids. Gene Ontology annotation, cellular component: ribonucleoprotein complex. The record is from RefSeq and is a predicted model, not a curated record. The transcript is spliced from 7 exons.